This is a messenger RNA of Physella acuta, 899 nucleotides long. Its product is annotated as transcription elongation factor A N-terminal and central domain-containing protein 2. Gene Ontology annotation, biological process: DNA-templated transcription. NCBI's taxonomy places the organism in Eukaryota, Metazoa, Mollusca, Gastropoda, Physidae. The record is from RefSeq and is a predicted model, not a curated record.
AAGUGUAAAGUAAACAGAGUGUAUCUCUGUUGACUGUAUGUAUGAGUUGCAGAAAAAAAAAAUCUGAAUCUAAUCUAGAUCUAGAUCUCUAAAUCUAGUUUAGGUGUUUAGUUAAUGAAUAAUAAAGUGAAUGAUGGAUAAAUUUUUGACUAAAACACCACGAGCGAAGUCAGACAAAUCCAUCAGUGUAACACCAUCAUCACGAUCCUUACAACAAAGUACCAUUAAGUCGCUAAAAAGAGUAGUGGUUGUGGAAGACAUAGAGAGGCUGAAAUCAAAGCUGCAAUUGCCCAAUCAAAAGAAAACUGUCUUACUAGACUCUUUGAAGGAACUAGGGAAAAAAAUCCCACCACGUAAUGUGAUGGUUACUACAAAGAUUGGAAGAACAGUGAGUAAGUUAAAGAAACAUCCAGACUCUGAUGUCUCCAACCAAGCUAAAGAGGUUUAUAAGAAAUGGAGUAACUAUUUUGAGCAGCAGACAGAAAAGCCCCAAAUAGAGGUCAGGUGUGAUCAAAAGUCAGAAGCAAUGAGACAGCAAGGCAAAACUCGCCUGGCAGAGGCACUGCAUGUUGAGAGUGACCACCCUAUGGUUGAAGCAAUUGAAAGAGAAACAUUUUAUCAAAACAGUCGACUUAACAGUGCUUCCUAUCGUGGGACAUUAAGGACUUUGUAUUUCAAACUGAAGCACAACGAAGACUUACGGAAUUCAGUCAUUUCUGGUUCAAUUUCUGUAGAGGAUUUUGUCAAAGAGCACAAGAAAUCAAAAAGAUGACAAUGAAAAGAUUUAUUUAAAUGUAUUUGUUGUUUGUAAAUUUUAAAUAAAAUUAUGUAUCAUUUUUAAAAUGAAGUUUAAAAAUAAAAUAUGAUUUUAAAUAACACAACUUAUACUAGACCCUGUU